GAUACUCAAUAUAGCAAAGUGCUCAUCUGCUCAAGAGACUAGACUCCAUAGCAACUGCAUAUCUGAUCAGUUGAAUAGAAAAAAGAAAAUACUUGAACACUGCAACCGUUGUUGAGCUGUUGUGCAAUCAUUCCUGGAAACCAGCUUGGAAUAUUCUCGUUUACAUACUUACAAACUCUUUAACCAAUAAGAAGCAUGGAAUUGUAUAUAUGCAAAUUUAGGGCAGCCAUAUUGCUGCUGUCUGUUGUUUCAUUGGUUAGAUUUGCACAUGCUCAGUACACCAUUGAAGAGGAAAAAUGGCCAGAAGGGAAAUUGGCUGCAGAUGUUCAGAAUUGGGCUCUGGUUAUACAGAAUUAUAUUUUAGAACUUGCCAGCGAUGGAUUGAAAACAUCGCAUAUGCAAUCAUUCUACGACAAAGCCAACUACACCAUGGAACAUAAAGAUGGUUUUGAAACUCUACAACGAGUGAAGAGCAGUCUUAGGGAUUAUUUCUCAAAAAAAGAACAAGCUGCAAGGCGCAUUGCCGAAGCAGUUGCUACGAUGUAUGACAACAAUAAUCAAAAUGCUGAAGUUCUAGAAUUUUCAAAGUUGCAAGAUGUUCCAUAUAAAUAUUAUAAAGACUCUGAUAUACCAAACAGAUUGCCCAGAAAUAUGGAGUUUAGUCCAUACUUUAAACAAAAAAUAAGUUCUGAAUCUAGUGUGGUGAAGAUUUCAGAUGAAGUACCAAGAGACAGUAAUGUUACAAUCAAUACGGUUAUGUAUACAUACGGGUUGGAUGAAGUCUUCAAGCAAAACAAUUUAAAAGAUCCUCUAUUGAGGUGGCAAUAUUUUGGUUCCAAGGAUGGUAUACUACGUAUGUACCCUGGACGAGAGUGGGACACCAACUUUGCAGGUUUUUAUAAUGACUAUGACCCAAGGGUGAGACCUUGGUAUAUUGCCGCAACGAGUGGACCUAAAGAUGUCGCUAUUAUACUGGAUUGCAGUUAUUCCAUGACUGGUAAAAAGUUUGAAAUAGGUAAAGCUGUUGUGAAGACAAUACUCAAUACUUUAACAAAACAAGACUAUGUGAAUGUUAUUUGUGCUAGAGCCAGUCAUUGGGAUGAAGUUGGAAAGUGGCAUUUAUUCAGUACUGAUGUACUCAGUUGCCAAGACAACCGAUUAGUUCCUGCAUCCACAGCACAUAGAAAAGAUCUGAAAGAAAAAAUUGAGACAUUGGUCCCAGGAGGCACCAGUGAACUUCAUUAUCUUACAAUUGAUGAUGGUGAAGAAUUCCCCGGAAGACUUGCCUGUGAAAACAGAGGAAGCAUGAAGAAACUUCUGAGUGGGAAUAACUUAAUAUCACAAAUGAACAACUAUUUUGAGUUUUUAUCAUCCAACACUGAGGGUACACAAGGUCUGUGGACAUCCCCUUACUUGGAUGCCUGGGGUCUCGGAUUAAUGGUCACUGUAGCUAUACCUGCAGUGAGUAAAAUUUCAAACAAGGUUAUUGGAGUGGCUGGUAUUGAUGCUACAUUGGAAGAAAUUGAGAAUUUGAUUGUCAAUGAACAGUGGGGAAGUGUGUAUGCAUUUUUGGUGAACAACGAAGGAGAGACAAUCUUCCAUCCUCUCUUGAAACCUAGCAGUAAGUUAGUGGAUGAUCCAAUCUUUAUUCCAAUCUCCAAACUGGAACAAAGAGAUGGUAAACCUGCAGCAUUUGCUGAAGUAGAGGCUGCAAUGAGAAGAGGAGAAAGUGGGUCUAAAACAAUUGAAGAUGCUUAUAGAGGUUUACCAAAGGCUCGUAUUUUCAGUUAUCUUACAAUUGAUGAUGGUGAAGAAUUCCCAGGACGACUUGCCUGUGAAAACAGAGGAAGCAUGAAGAAACUUCUGAGUGGGAAUAACCUAAUAUCACAAAUGAACAACUAUUUUGAGUUUUUAUCGUCCAACACUGAGGGUACGCAAGGUCUGUGGACAUCCCCUUAUUUGGAUGCCUGGGGUCUCGGAUUAAUGGUUACUGUAGCAAUACCUGCAGUUAGUAAAAUUUCAAACAAGGUUAUUGGAGUGGCUGGUAUUGAUGCUACAUUGGAAGAAAUUGAGAAUCUGAUUGUCAAUGAACAGUGGGGAAGUGUGUAUGCAUUUCUGGUGAACAACGAAGGAGAGACAAUCUUCCAUCCUCUCUUGAAACCAAGCAGUAAGUUAGUGGAUGAUCCAAUCUUUAUUCCAAUCUCCAAACUGGAACAAAGAGAUGGUAAACCUGCAGCAUUUGCUGAAGUAGAGGCUGCAAUGAGAAGAGGAGAAAGUGGGUCUAAAACAAUUGAAGAUGCUUAUAGAGGUUUACCUAAGGGUGAUUUUGCUGAUGGUGUCAAGUUACUACAGCAGCCAGCCACAUACUACUACACAGCACUGAAUGCUUCAGUUUAUGCAUUUGCAUUCAAUUUAGCAGAGUCUGAUUCAGAAUUCAGAAGAACUCAUGAACCAGAGGAGAGUCUUCGUAAGACUCUGCCGACAUCCAUCUUUAAUCUUAUUAUAAAAUAUGACUCUGAACUUGCUAGACAAAAACUUCCAGGAUUGUUCGAAAAGAUGAAGGUUGAAUAUAAUUUACCGAAGUAUCCACAAUUACGAGUGACGUAUCUCCAUUCCUCCUUCAUGUUGGCACCAAAAUGUUAUUGCGAUCCCAACUCGUAUCUUUUCGAUGAAGACUUGGCAAACAAAACUGUGACAGCUCACCUGUUUAUGAAUGGCAACGAGACUGCCAAAGACUGCCCUAACAGUAUAUACGAGAAGAAUAUUAGAGCUGAUGUACUGAUAACUUCGCAAAUUGAAGAAAUAUGGAAAACUCGUAAGUUUGACUUGCUGGAUGAUGUGAAAUGGACAUAUAUUGGUUGUCGUAGUGGUGUAUUUCGUACGUAUCCAGGUCAUCGAUCAAGAAGAACAUACGACCCGACAAAGCGUCCAUGGUAUCAUCGCACCAUGACCAACCCAGAAAAGACAGCCAUAUCCACAGCGUACAUGGAUGCAGCAGGUGUUGGCAAGAUUAUUAGUAUAUCACAAGCUAUAUUUGAAGGAAUGCCUUUGAGAACUCAAGAAGAGUGUGAUAUGGUUGAAGGUCUUAAACCAGGAGGAUGUGUUUGUGAAUCUUAUGAAGAAUGUUUAUCAGGUCAUUGUUACCAUAGUGAAGCACCAGGCUACAUGCAGCUGAGAAGACGAUGUGCUUCAGAGAAAGUAGAGGCAGUGACAGCACUGGAUAUCCUGUAUAAGGACUUCCAUAAUAAUGUAUAUUUGAGCAUGCAGUCGAGUGAUGGGGAGCGUUCUUGUAGGCAGACAUAUCGAUGUCCAAAUGGGGAAGACAUGUGUCAGACUCGAUGUUACUUGUUUGAUAACUUUGCUAACUUGGUGACUGAUCCUGAAUUCAUACAUGCGAGUGACUUGGAUGAGAGACAGUAUAAGAGAGUGUCACUGGGCAAGAAAGAAGGAGAAGUGAUGCAUGAACUCAUCUAUAAACAUGGUUUCUUUGAACGUAAAGAACAGAUUGAUUUCCAAGGUUCAUGUAGCGUGUCACCAUAUUCACCAAAAGUAACAUUGGAUGGUAUUGCUAAAACACCAGAAGAGUUGGAUGAUUAUUUCCGUACAAAGGGACCAAUCCCAUCAUUCUCUAAUAACUUUGGUUGUAUACAGGAUGUAGUAGGGUACCAAGCAAAUAGCUCUGCAUUAGGGCCAAGUGGUAUGAUCACUGGCAACGUCACUGGCGCUUGCAAAUCUGGUUUCUACUAUCUGACAGCUUUGCCAAAAACUAAUCUUUUUCUACUGGUUAUUGAAAACUGGAGGAAUGACUCUGAAAGUAACUUCUUCAAUUUUAACUGUAGAAUAACAAACAGAUUCAGAGCGUUGCAGACUUCCAACUGGUUUUAUCCAGUUACUGGUACAUUGCGUUACUGGAGAUGA
Saccoglossus kowalevskii is the source of this 3918-nucleotide messenger RNA. RefSeq names its product voltage-dependent calcium channel subunit alpha-2/delta-2-like. NCBI's taxonomy places the organism in Eukaryota, Metazoa, Hemichordata, Enteropneusta, Harrimaniidae. Gene Ontology annotation, molecular function: voltage-gated calcium channel activity. Gene Ontology annotation, cellular component: voltage-gated calcium channel complex. The record is from RefSeq and is a predicted model, not a curated record.